AUGAGGCGCGGGAGCAGGGGCGAGCCCAUGGACGACCUCGCCGUGGUGGGCCUGACGUUCUUCGCUGCCGUGGCUGACUUCACAGACGACUCCGCCCCGCGCCCGAUGUCAAGGCGGAGAUCGGCCACAUCGAGGCGGAGAUCCUACACCUCUCCUCCUGCCUCCACCGCCUCCGCACUGACAAAGGUGGCAGCGGCGACGCCGCCACGGACACGGGGACUCAGCAUGGGCCCGCUCGACGUCGCCGUUGCUGUCAACCCCAACCCGCUCACCACUGACAAGCAGCAGCAGCCGCGCGACGCGCAGGGCCUCAAGCCAAUCAAGCAGGCCCCGGCGGCGGCGCGGGUCAAGCCCAUCUCCAACAAGCUCGGUGCCGUUCGAGAGGAAGGCCAGCGUUCCAAGCAGCAUGCCGUCCCCGCCAGACCGUGGCCAUCCAACAGUGCCAGGCACACACUGGAUGCUAGGCAAGGCACCGCAGCAAGCAAAGCCAAGGCGAGGAGCGAGAGCAUGAUCCCGAGCCGAAGGACCUGCUCGUUGCCGGCCUCACGCCCGAAGCCUCCGAGACGUACCGAGCGCGCGGCUUGUACGCCGACCACGCCGCGGGCAGCGCUCAGCACCGGUGGCUCCGCGCGCGACCUGGCAACGGUCGACCGGCGGCGGGCGACAUUCGUGGUAGUGCUGGUGCACGCGCCCUGGUACAGCAGCAACGACGCGCACCACUGGGACGGCGAUGCCAUGCACGACUGCCCCGACACGGGAUGCCUCGUCGACCUCAACGAAUGCUGCCCAGACGAGCUCCGCGCUCGCUCGCAGCGGCCUGCACGCGAGCGGCCGCUGGAGGAGUUCGCCGCCGCCGUGGUCCGUGGAGGGCACGUCCAGGCCUGUGGAGCUCCCUGUUCGUGCCUGUGGAGUUGGUGGAGUGCUGACACCUCCGAGCGAGGCCGCGUCCUUCGCGCGCACCAACCUGCAGGCCGCCAGUCCUCGCGAGCAGGCCGCGUCGAGACUGGCAAGCCGCAGGCGAGCGCCCUCCUCACGUGCAGGCCGCCGCCGGCGAGCGCGGCCUCUCCGCCUCCCGCAGUCGGAAGUCGUGCGUGGCGCACUCUGCGGCGUCGAUGGUCGAGAAGAAGAAGAACGUCGCACGCGAACAGCAGGCUGCCAGGACGCCUCCUACGCCGGACCCCACCGCCGCGUCGAAGAAGUCCGCGAGCCGCGCCGCUGCAGUGCGGCCUCCAGGCGCACCAGCGCGGCGCAGGGCCAUCGUCUAUGGAGAGGACGCACACCUCUCCCUUGCUGGCGGCCCCCGUGGGGGCCGGAGACGGAGCGACGGCGCUCAAUCGCUCAUCCGCGGCGGCCUGCGUGCGAGCGAUGGCGGACUCGGUCGGAGGAGAUGGGGACUCGACGUCCAUGGCCGUGGCCGUGGGGAAGCGGGUGCUCGACACGGGCUGGCUCGCCGCGCGUUCCACCGAGGUCGCGCUCAUCACCGGCGUCCAGCUCACCACCACGCACCCGCCGGCAGCCGACCCCGCCCCCGCCGCGCCCUGGAUGAGCGCCGCCGUCCCCGGCACCGUGCUGGGGACGCUGCUCAAGAACAACCUGAUCCCCGACCCCUUCUACGGGCUGAACAACCAGGCCAUCGUCGACAUCGCCGACGCCGGGAGGGAGUACUACACCUUUUGGUUCUUCACCACGUUCAAGUGUGCCCCGACAGCAAAUCAGCACGUGACUUUAAACUUCCGGGGAAUAAACUACUCAGCCGAAAUGUACUUAAAUGGGCAUGAGGAGGUACUACCAAAAGGAAUGUUCCGAAGGCACACCAUUGAUAUUACUGAUAUUCUCCAUCCUGAUGGUAACAAUCUGCUUGCUGUCCUUGUUCAUCCUCCUGAUCACCCUGGCAAAAUUCCUGCUCAGGGGGGCCAGGGUGGUGAUCAUGAGAUUGGAAAAGAUGUUGCUACACAAUAUGUUGAAGGAUGGGAUUGGAUGUGCCCAAUAAGAGAUCGAAAUACUGGUAUCUGGGAUGAGGUAUCAAUUUCCAUAUCUGGGCCUGUGAAUAUAACAGACCCCCAUCUGGUUUCAACUUUUCAUGAUGAUUUUAAGAGGUCAUACCUACAUUGUACACUUCAGUUGGAGAACAAAAGUUCUUGGAUUGCAGAUUGUACCUUGAAAAUACAGGUUUCAACUGAACUUGAAGGGAACAUUUGUUUGGUGGAACACCUUCAAAGUUAUGCAAUAACAGUCCCUCCUCAAUCAGAUAUAGAGUACACCAUUCCUUCUUUAUUCUUCUAUAAGCCCAACCUGUGGUGGCCAAAUGGCAUGGGAAAGCAAUCCCUAUACAACGUUGAGAUUAGUGUGGAUGUCAAAGGGUUCGGAGAAUCUGAUUCCUGGAGCCAUUAUUUUGGAUUUCGCAAGAUUGAGAGUACAAUUGAUGAUUCUACUGGUGGGAGGAUCUUCAAGGUAAAUGGUGAACCUAUUUUUAUCCGAGGAGGGAACUGGAUAUUGUCAGAUGGCCUUCUUAGAUUGACAAAGAAGCGAUAUAUGACCGACAUCAAGUUCCACGCUGACAUGAACUUCAAUAUGCUUAGAUGUUGGGGUGGUGGAUUAGCAGAGAGGCCUGAUUUUUAUCAUUUUUGCGAUGUCUAUGGUCUGAUGGUAUGGCAAGAAUUUUGGAUAACUGGAGAUGUUGAUGGCCGAGGAGUUCCAGUAUCUAACCCUAAUGGCCCUUUGGAUCAUGAUCUCUUUCUUUUGUGUGCUAGAGAUACCGUGAAAUUACUUAGGAAUCAUGCCAGUCUAGCUUUAUGGGUUGGUGGUAAUGAGCAAGUCCCACCAGUUGACAUUAACAAAGCACUGAAGAAUGAUUUGAAGCUACAUCCAAUGUUUGUAAGUUACCAGACAUCAAAAAAUGAAGAAAAAUAUUUAUCUGAAGAAUCAACUGACCCUAGUAAAUACCUUGAUGGUUCUCGGGUGUAUGUGCAAGGAUCAAUGUGGGAUGGUUUUGCGAAUGGUAAAGGUGACUUCACUGAUGGUCCAUAUGAGAUUCAGUAUCCAGAAAGUUUUUUCAAGGACAGCUUCUACAAAUAUGGGUUCAACCCUGAAGUUGGGUCUGUGGGGGUUCCAGUUGCUGCAACAAUUAGGGCUACAAUGCCUCCAGUAGGAUGGAGCAUUCCAGUUUUCAAGAAAAGAAUUGACGGGUACAUCGAAGAAGUACCAAAUCCAAUAUGGGACUACCACAAGUAUAUUCCAUACUCAAAACCAGGGAAGGUCCAUGAUCAGAUUGAACUAUAUGGACCUCCAAAAGACCUGGAUGAUUUUUGUGAAAAGGCACAGUUGGUGAACUAUGUUCAGUACAGAGCACUUUUGGAAGGAUGGACUUCCUUCAUGUGGACAAAGUUUACAGGUGUUCUAAUUUGGAAGACGCAGAAUCCUUGGACUGGACUAAGGGGCCAGUUCUAUGAUCACCUCCAAGACCAAACUGCUGGGUUUUAUGGUUGCCGUUGUGCUGCUCAACCUAUUCAUGUCCAACUGAAUUUGGUCACCUACUUUGUAGAGGUGGUAAACACUACAGCUGAUGAACUCAAAGAUAUGGCUGUCGAAAUUUCAGUGUGGGAUCUAGAUGGUGCAUGCCCCUAUUACAAAGUUACUGAGAAAAUAGUUGUACCGCCAAAGAAAGUGAAGCAAAUUAUCGAGAUGAAAUACCCAAAGAUGAAAGAUGCCAAGCCUGUGUAUUUUCUGCUCCUCAAACUCUUCAGGUUGUCAGACAAUGGAAUAAUCUCCAGAAACUUCUACUGGUUACAUCUUCCUGGGCAGGACUACAAAUUGUUGGAGCAGUAUCAGCAGAAAAAUAUUCCACUAAAAAUUUAUUCUGACAUUUCAGUUUCAGGCACGAUGCACAAAGUAAGAAUGACAGUAGAGAACAACUCAAAGACGUCAGUAGCAGAAGGCACACGUUCGUUAUCAGCAAUGGAUCUAGGUGAUGCAAGUGGUUCCCGCAGCACUGGCAAAGAAACUACUCGGAAGGGAAACGAGAGUGAUGGACUAUGGAGGAAAAUACGCAAUGGCCUCGGGGUCGCAAGACCAAGUGACAAUCGAAGAACACUGGAGGUCAACGGGACCGAUUCAGGGGUUGCAUUCUUCCUCCAUUUCUCAGUGCAUACCUCUGAACCAUCAACAGCUAAGGAGGAAUACAAUGACACAAGAAUCCUUCCGGUCCACUACUCAGACAACUACUUCUCGCUGACGCCGGGGGAGAAGAUGGCCAUCGACAUCUCGUUCGAGGCUCCCCAGGGGUCCAGUCCCAAAGUCGUCCUCAGAGGCUGGAACCAUCAUCUGAACCACACCGUGAUGAUCUGA
This is a messenger RNA of Miscanthus lutarioriparius, 4344 nucleotides long. NCBI's taxonomy places the organism in Eukaryota, Viridiplantae, Streptophyta, Magnoliopsida, Poales, Poaceae. The record is from the annotation of a GenBank genome assembly.